UUCAACCGAUGUAUGAGGACCGACAUCAACCUGCGCCGGUCCGUCUCCUCUCCUCUCACCGUAAACCCUACUCCAAAAAAAAACCCCCACCGAUUUUACAACACAGCAAGACGAACAGCUCUCCCGUUGCUAUGGCGAUGUCAACAUUUCAGAAGGUGACCCUAGCGACGUGUCUCUUGCUGUGCGUCGCUCUGCUGCUUCCCAAAAUGCUGUUAUCCCGGGGAAGGAAGGAUGCUGCUGAGGGUUCAGGUCACCUCCCUCCCAUGAUGCACCGUCAGCUGGCUCCUGACGGUCGAGGACAAAAGGCGGCAGGCUCCGGUUUCUCCAGAGCUCAUAACACCGAGGCCAUCGCCAGGGCCAAGGGAGCAGGAACGGGGGCCGGAACCGGGGGCAAAUCCAACCUGGCAGGACAGAUCAUCCCUGUGUACGGCUUCGGGAUCUUACUCUACAUCCUCUACAUCCUGUUCAAGAUCACAUCGAAGGGGAACAACAAACCGUGUGAGAGCAGAUUUCCUUCAGUGCGCUCGGAGAACACGAAGAGAAAGAUCACUGACUUCGAGCUGGCUCAGCUUCAGGACAGACUUCAGGAAACCGAGCUGGUGAUGGAGAAUAUCGUCUCCAACGUCCAGCAUAGCCCUGACAGGGUGAAGGGUGUCAUGGCAGAUCAGGAGGAGAGCCUCCUGCAGCAGCUGACAGAGAUCACUCGGGUGAUGCAGGAGGGAAAGAUGGUAGAUGACGUGGCACCACAGAAGAAGAACCAGGACGACUGGGAAGGCUCUACAGAUUAUGGCGAGGAGACUCAGCAGUACUGGGAUCACUCCGACUGCUGCUGUCAGCAUCAGCACAGUCCACAGCCGGAGAGCGACGCUGAGAGGACUCGAGCUGACGGAGCCGAGCGGGAUAACGUCUCUGAGGACGUCACACGAGGAGGAGAGGCAGAAGAGUCAGAGAAUGUGAAGGAAGAAGCGGUGAAAGAAUCCGAUGUCGCCGUGAUGGAGGAGGAUGUGGCUCCAGAGAGUUGUUUAAGUGGAAGUUUAGAUCUGCACGAACACACUGAGAGAGGGGGGGGUCAGAUCGAUCUGGGUGUCGAGGAGGAGGACCUGGUUGGAGUCCUGCAGGAGCUGGAGAUCACCCUGAAGAUGACGACUGCGAUGGAGCAGGAGAAGAUGGAGGACCUGAGCAAGUCGAGGGACACGGAAACGUCCGGCAGCACGGUCAGACGGAGGAACAGGAGGAGGAGAGCCAAGAAGGCCUCGCUCUGAUUUAAACAUGGCUGCUUAUAAACUCUCGAGUCCGGCGUUUGAGAAGACAGCUUGUUUUAUUUAUUUUUCUCAGCCUUGUUUGUUUCUAUUUCAUUCUAACAUUGAAAUUAAUCUUUAUUUGUACAGUGCCAAGUUAUAACAAAUUAUCUCAAGGCGCUUUACACAAAGCAGGUAAAAGACCUUACUCAUUGUUAUGUUUCAAAAGAAAUGGGAUGGGGGGGAGACGGGAUAAUAUGCAGGAAGGAUUUCUCCUUUGUAUUCCUCUGGUUCAUGUUGUCCACACUUUCUUGCCGCUGACAUGGAGGUCGGAGCAGGCUGUGUGUGAAUGAAGACGGCCGUGGUUGUAUGGACGACACAGUCUGAUGGUGGAGGCUGGGCGUCAGGGACGUCGAGUGGCAAGUAGAGCCCGAUCACCUCUUUGAAGUGAAUAAGAGACGUGAUCACAGUGAAGUUUGAUUGUGCUCACAUCAGCUUUAUCCGUGUGUUAAAAAAGAUAACAUGGACAUGGACGUAGUCUCAGCGAUGUCACCUGUUGGUUUCUGAAGAGGCGUUUUGAAGCCCAAAGUUGAAGUUUUGCUCAGCUUUUGCAGACAGCCUCAAGUGGACACUCAAGGAACUGCAGUUUUAUUUCUGGAGAAAAAGCUUUGCUGUCGAUUUAAGAAACUCACUGUCCUCUGAAUAUCUGUCUACCUAACGUAUAUGCAAACUAAGUUUUAUGAAUUUAAACUUACAUUUUAGAGUCUUCCAGGAUGCUCUAGGAGAAGGUUUGAUUUAAAAAAAAAUGUUCUUCAAAGGAUGGAACAAGUUAUAGAGUUAUUGGUGGGUUGUUCAUUAUGUUAUCCAGUAAAUUAUUUUUAAAGCGUUGAAAUAAAUGUUGUUUUGAAAUGCAUGACGCGUGGGAAUUAGGUCGCUUCAAAAUAAAUUAAAUGUUCAGUUAUCGAGACACUUUUAGGAGAUUCUGAUUUAGUUUGAUCACGUCCACAUUAGUUUAACUUCCCAGUAUGAAUCUUCUCACCUGUCAGAAUAUUUAUUAAACGUAUAAAAACGCUGCUCUUGAGUUUAUGUCAUGUUCAAGUUUUAAAUGUUUAAAUAAGAAUUGUGAAAAUGGAAGGAGACUUUUUGGACAUGAGCUGGUCCCCUUCAUCUUCCUCUCUGUGUGCAUCGACAUUUGCCUUUGUUGCUUUUAUCUUAAGCUUCUAACACACCUGCUGUCUUGUACUCUAAAUGAUUUUAAGGUUUCCACUUUAGUAAACUAUUUAUUUACCGUUCAGAAAAGUAUUCUGGGGAUGCACAUCAGUGAUUCAAAUAUUGUGAUUAUGAAUAAAAUGCUUUUCAUUCUCAA
Messenger RNA from Labrus bergylta (ballan wrasse), 2604 nucleotides. It is a transcript of the gene ric3b, whose product is annotated as RIC3 acetylcholine receptor chaperone b. Gene Ontology annotation, biological process: protein localization to cell surface; synaptic transmission, cholinergic. Gene Ontology annotation, cellular component: neuronal cell body; intracellular membrane-bounded organelle; neuron projection. NCBI's taxonomy places the organism in Eukaryota, Metazoa, Chordata, Actinopteri, Labriformes, Labridae. The record is from RefSeq and is a predicted model, not a curated record.